Messenger RNA from Ostrea edulis (European flat oyster), 8402 nucleotides. Its product is annotated as diacylglycerol kinase beta-like. Bases 2066 to 4891 code for a protein of 941 amino acids. Lineage: Eukaryota; Metazoa; Mollusca; Bivalvia; Ostreida; Ostreidae. Gene Ontology annotation, biological process: lipid phosphorylation; intracellular signal transduction; diacylglycerol metabolic process. Gene Ontology annotation, molecular function: calcium ion binding; ATP-dependent diacylglycerol kinase activity. Gene Ontology annotation, cellular component: plasma membrane. The record is from RefSeq and is a predicted model, not a curated record. The transcript has 27 exons.
CUUUAGUGUGGUGAUAACUGACACUUAAAAUGUUUGGGAAAGAAGUAUUUAUGUAAGUAAUCCUCUACAUAUCAGUUAAAUAGUGUGUUCUCAUUGCAAAUAGUAUCAGCAUAAUGGAGAUAAUACCCGUCCAAUGCAGUACGUAAUCUCACACAUUCAUUUAUCAAGUUUAGUUUUUACAGUAAGAGACAGACACCCUGACAUGAAGAAUUAGGAAAGCUGCUACUAUAUCUCCACUACAUCAUGAUCAACAUGUUCCAGUUUUAGACUUUAAGAAAUGGGAGAGUUCCUUUAGUGCAAGACUGGGCUAAUUCAUGUCAUACUAAAAUCAUUAAAUUUGAGGGUGCUUAAUUGGGUCUCAUUGUGUUCAGUACCCAAUCAUAUCAGCUGUUAGUGACUGCUGUAAUAUGCUAUAACUCAAUGUUAAUCAGAAUAAUAAUGAAUUAUGUACAAAUUGAAGAUGAUGCACAGCAGAGGAUUAGUAAUUUAGUAUGUCAAUUUAGUAAUGACAUAUACAGUCUGCUUCAGAUUAUCCUAACCUAAUAAACUUAUGCAAAGCUGAACCACAUAGGUUAGUGACAGAUUUAUUAUUUUGAAAACAUAUUGUACAUGAGAUGAAGUGUAAAGGAAUUACAAUGCAAGUCCAAAUUGUAUGUAAUAUAAAAGUUAGCCAAGUUGAGCUAAGGUAAUGAUCUGUGUCGGAAUUCAAAAUACUGUAGUACUUUCUUAAUUGGGGCGUUUUUUGCUCAUCACCAUGUUGAAGCCACUAUCAGACAGUGAUCAAUGAACAGCAAGAACCACUCUAGAACUAAUGCUAUCAUAAAAACAUGCUCUGGGACACCUAUCUGCGUGCAUGAGUACAGAUUUACUGACCAUGACGACAGCAGCUGUGGAGUACUUCAAAAUAGCCACUAUGAAAAUAAUUCAAUAUCAGCUCUGUGGGCUGUUAAUUUACUUCAAAUUAAGAGAUAAUUCAAUCAAAGCGAUUUCAAAUUAACCAACAUGUCAUGCCAAAACAAAAACAAACAAAAAAAAAAACAAGAAAAAGAGAGAGAUUGAGAGAGAAAAUAUUGGGGUAUGUAUUGUUUUUAUUUCAAAAUAAAGCAAUAUUUCAAAAUAACCAAUUUUUAAUAUAAGUGGAGUAAGCUGUAAUGGAUGGGCAGGUAAAAUAUCAUAUGACCACUUCAGGAGGUACUCUACAUUGUCAUAAUGGCUGACUUCCUUUUAAAACAUGGAUGAAAAUAUAGAUAUCAGCAAUAUUUGUCUAUUCAUUUUAAGUAUCAUUGCGUAGCUGCAUGAGUUCAUUAGGUUGACAUGUUGACUGCUGAACGUUAGAUCGUGGGUUCGAAUCCAAUAGGGGUUUUAUUUUUUUUUUUUUAGAUUGCUUCGUACUAAAACUGCAUUUUUCGAAUAAAUAAAGUAAAUUUUAAAGUUUUCAAUUUCAAAAUAUUGUUGUACAUAUCCUCCACUUUUCAUCCAUAUCAAAUUUCUCUGGUGUAGCAUAUACCUCCUUAAAUCCUUAAAAGAGAGAUAAUUCAGACAUAUAUAUGUAACUAUUUGAUAAUCCUUCACGAUUCUUAAAAUUUUAAGUACUCAUAACUCCACAUUACAAUUAAGAGGUGUGUCAGUGGAAUGUUCAAUGAGCAUAGUGAAGACAGGAUUAAACUAAAGAGCUUUCUACAAGCAGAGGCUUGACUGGGACAGGAAAUUUGUCACUGGGUCUCCGGAUAUUCGCACAAGGAAACAAUUUAAAAAGUUGUGUUUUUUUUAACAUUUUUUUUUGUUGACAAUUAAGGCAUUAAAAAGUUUAAUUAAUGCAUGAUGGAGCUGCUGACACCAUCUUUUCCUAUAAGGACACAAAUUGCAUCACGGAAGAUAAAUUGACACUCUAUGGAUGUGAAGAUGUUACUUGUGUAGUUUCAAGUGCUACGUAGAUAUACAACUAUGAAGUACAUGAUGAAGUAACAGAGAGAGCAGUAUUUGUACUGUAUGCUUAAUUCUGCACUAAAGAGUGGAAGAUUAUAUAUAUUUAUGACAGACAGUAAAAUGCUGAGGUGGACAGGCAAUGGAUGUUUGUUCACUGGGCUCAGAUAUAUGGAAGUAUAUGUACAAUAAAUGGAUUGAAUUGGAUUCUUCCAAGAAGUUGAAAGAUGUUUUAGAAGAAUUCAAUGGUGAUGGCUGCUUGUCCAAGUACAACCCAGAGGAGCCAAUUGGAUAUGACUGUUUUGUGUUGUUUAUGGAGACAUAUUUGGAUGCUCAACUGCCAGAGGAACUAUGCAAACAUCUAUUCUUCUCCUUCAUGAAAAAGCCUUCACAAGCGGUGCCGGCGCCGCAGACAGUGGGUAAGGAUCUGCAUCUUAAGGAUGUGGCGGCCGUCACCGCAUCCCAGACUGUUUGUGCUCCCAUUACACAUUUGGGGACUGAAAUUCUGGUUGAAAAAGAUAGGCACCAUUCAGGAUUAGCUGAAAAACUCCAUGGCUUAACUGAAAAACUUAGUCUUCACAACCUGGGCCAUAGUCGGCAUGAUAGUGGAAGUGGUGAAAUAGGGAGGCGGAGUCGAGCAGAAUGUAUGUCGGUCGAUGUACCCUCAAACGAGAAUGGUUCUACAUCAUUUUCUACUCAUACAUCUGUUGCCAUGAUGGCCAAUCCCAGUGUGGAAAAGUCCUUGAUGGCUAGAGAUGACAGUCUGAUGGAUGCAACCACCCACUCUCGCUCAUCCUCAAAGAAAUCCAAUCACAGCAUACACUCCACUCAUAAUGGUCAUUCAGUAGAUUCUGUAGAUCCAUGGUUACCUCAAUCCAAUUCCUCCUUACCUCGGGGCAACAAUGUCGAGCUAAAGUCGGUACAGAAACGCUCUGACAGCAGUGAUAUCAAGGCUGGUCAUAUCUAUCUGAAGGACCUAGUGUGUUUCUUGUCUCUACUAGAAGCAGGCCGACCAGAAGACAAACUAGAAUUUAUGUUUAGGCUGUAUGACACAGAUGGAAAUGGCUUCCUAGAUGCCAGCGAAUUAGACUGCAUCGUGAACCAGAUGAUGUCGGUGGCAGAAAAUUUAGGCUGGGAUGUUAGUGAAUUGAAACCUAUAUUACAAGACCUGUUGAAGGAGAUUGACUAUGACUCGGAUGGCACUGUUUCCUUGGAGGAAUGGAAGAGAGGUGGUUUAACCACAAUCCCACUCCUCGUGCUGUUAGGUCUGGACACAAAUGUGAAAGAUGAUGGGACUCACACAUGGAGAUUGAAACAUUUUAACUACAAAUUAAAACCAGCGUACUGUAACCUCUGUCUCAACCUACUGGUGGGGCUGGGAAAGCAGGGUCUGUGCUGUACAUUUUGUAAAUACACAGUCCAUGAGAGGUGUGUACAGAGGGCCCCAGCCUGCUGUAUAACAACAUAUGUUAAAUCAAAGAGAACUCCGCAGGAUCGACCACAGACUCUGAACCAUCAUUGGGUGGAAGGUAAUUGUCCAGGAAAGUGUGAUAAGUGUAAGAAAUCCAUCAAGACAUACAAUGGCCUUACAGGAGUGCACUGCCGAUGGUGUCAUGUAUCUCUGCACAAUAAGUGCACUUCUCAAGUGAAACCCGAGUGUGACUUGGGGGAGUUCAGAGAGCACACCCUUCCUCCAACAUCCAUCUGCCCAGCAGUGCUGGGUCCAAGGUCAGGAAAAAAUGAAAAGAAGGAACUACAGCGAUCAGAUUCAGCGACCUUUGAUUGCUCGAAAAUAGACCAAAGUUUAUAUUUUGGUCAAAGUUCGUUUCAAAUCUCGCCUGUCCCAGGAUCUCAUCCAUUGCUUGUGUUUGUGAAUCCCAAGAGUGGAGGAAAGCAGGGUGCAAAAUUAAUUAGAAAGUUCCAGUAUCUUCUGAAUCCAAGACAAGUAUAUGACAUGAUCAAGCACGGGCCGACUCAGGGGUUGCAGUUCUACAAGGACGUUCCAGGUGCCCGUAUACUGGUGUGUGGAGGGGACGGGACGGUGGGUUGGCUCAUUGAUGCCAUGGACAAAAUGGGCCUCACCGAGCGUCCCCCUGUUGCUGUUCUCCCCCUGGGAACAGGGAAUGACUUAGCGAGAUGUCUGAGAUGGGGAGGAGGUUAUGACGGUGAAAAUCCAGUGAAGACUCUUCAAAAGGUCUCUCAGAGUACGAAGAUUAUGAUGGACAGGUGGAAGAUAGAGUUUAGUAAACCGGAGGAGGGAGAGGAAGAGGAGGAGGGGGACCCCAUUCCAUGCAAUAUCAUCAAUAACUAUUUUUCCAUUGGUGUUGAUGCAUCUAUCGCUCACAGAUUCCAUCUAAUGAGAGAAAAACAUCCUGAAAAAUUCAAUAGCCGGAUGAAAAAUAAGAUGUGGUAUUUUGAAUUUUACACCUCAGAGACUUUAUCAGCCACAUGUAAAAACCUUCAUGAAGAAAUCGACAUAAUGUGUGAUGGGUAUGCCUUAGAUUUAGCCAAUGGACCCAGGUUAGAGGGUAUUGCUCUUUUAAAUAUUCCAAGUAUCUACGGUGGUACCAAUCUAUGGGGAGACAACCCCAGCCAAAAGAAGCGCAGAAAAGCUCAGAAGGCCGCCAAGAAGGACAAGGACAGGGAGUUCUCUACCAGCAGCAUGUCUUCAGCAGAACUUGCCAUUGCUGUGCAAGAUGUUGGAGAUAACAUGAUAGAGGUUGUGGGUCUGGAGAACAGUGUGCACAUGGGUCAGGUCUAUGCUGGUCUGAGGGCCUCAGGGAGGCGCCUUGCUCAGUGCACUCAGGUUGUGAUCAGAACAAGGAAAAGAUUUCCAAUGCAGAUUGAUGGUGAACCGUGGUUGCAGCCACCUUGUACAAUAAAUAUAACGCAUAAAAACCAAGUACCUAUGCUCAUGGGACCUUCCUCAACAAAAAAGUCAUCCAUUUUCAAAAUCUUCAAAAAGUAAAGGCAUUGUGAGUAAAGAAACAAAAGUACCAAUGGCAGCAGAAUAUAUGACUUACAAAUCCCAAACUUUACCCCUUAACAAGAUGUUGGAACACAGCUUCAUUGCAGUAGAAUUACAGUUUGAUCAACUUAUCAGUUUUGUUUAGAAAAAGCCUAAAUGAGUAGUUUGGGUUACUUGUAUUCUUUGACUAGGUUCUUGGAAUUCCCCAAGGCUUGUGAAAAUUAACCUUGUGCCGGUUUACACCGUCGUAGCUUCAUUCCAGAGAAGAGAACUAUACCAGUCACAGUUAUGUGUUUAUUUAUCAGUAACUGUAUGUUGUCAUAUGACUGUAACCUUCACCACUUCAGGGAGGACAAAUGGGGCAGGUCAGCAUGCACAAACAGAAAUUGUGUGUGAGAAACCAAAGAAAUUCCAGGGUACACUUUGAUUUCACAUUUUAGAUACAGGGAAUUGGAGAACACUUUCUAAUUUUAGAUACGGGGUAUUGGAGAACACUUUCUAAUUUUAGAUACAGAGUAUUGGAGAACACUUUCUAUCAUUAAUAAUGGCUUUUCAUACCCUGGUUUGUAGAGUACUUUUGAAAUAUUGAUACGAGACUUGUGUGGAGUGGAGCUCAAUUUCAGUGAUGCAUGUAACUUGCUCCAUAACUGUGUUGUGGAAUACCACAAGACUUGAUCAUAUUUGAUGUGAGCCCAAAAACAAAAACACAUGGAGCUAUUGAGAAUGUAGACCUAGUAAUAUUUAUCACUUUCAUGCACGGAAUUUCAAUUGACAAAAUAAGAGUUUUACAGAGAAGGUACUUAAAAGUCUAUUGUUUGUGAAGGCAAUUAGAAGAUCAUUUGAUCCAUCUUCAACUGGAACAAUUAAGUUGAAAUUGAAACCUGGUUUAAUAUUGUAAAUGCCCUAUCUAUGAUGUGUAUUUCAUUUAGUAUGACAUAGCUUCUAAAAUGACAAAGUGCUAGAACAAAUAGGUUAUAUAUUCCAAAAUUUAGCUUUGUAAUUAUUAUUUGAUAAAUUUUCAUAUUAAAAGAAAAGUCAAAUUAGCAAGCACUUAAAGAGAAAAGCGUAUUUAUGACAGGAAUUUGAAUUAUUUUUUGCAUUAUUUGAUUUUAAUCUGUUAAAACAUGUACAUACAGGUUUGUAAUUGCUGGCAAUUGCAAUGUAUUGUACAUAUAAUGAGCAUUUUACUCGUGUGUAGUAUCUAAGAUACAUAUGAGAUUGAUCAACUCUGAAAUGAACAAGCAUGAAAUCUAGAAUUCAUUUUAUCUAGGUUGUUGUUUUAAUAGGGAAUCCAGAAAUUUAGACUCUAGUGAGUUUAUAGACCGUAAGGAGUUUUUAGGAGUCUUCCGUUCAUUCCGACAGCAUUCAUUAUUGACGAGGUGUUAAUGAUUAAAAGUGAAUACUUUUUGCUCGCCUAAAUUUGAAUGUUCUUGAGGCAUUGUAGUUUGCUUAAAAAUUCUUGCCCUUUGUUACUAUAAUUUUGUAAAAGAAAUCUUGUUCACAAGUAUAUUGACUAAAUAUAGCACACAGUUAUCCUUGCACCAAGACACUUUAUAGUGAUUGAUUUGGAGUUAUAAAUUGCAUCAUAAGUUCCAGCUGGACUCUAACAGUUUUAGUGGUAUGAGUUAAGGUCUUACUGCAGCAGAUUUUAUUGUUUGAUAUUCAACACAUCCAUGAACUUGUGAAUUCUCAUUGUUUGUCGAUUGCCAUGUUUUCUGAUUGAUGUUGUGUAAUUCUUUGUUACCUGAAUAUAGCUUCACCCCUUCUUCUUUGUACAUGUACAUGUAUACACAUUCAUUGUCUUUUAAAAUUGUUUAAUUGUUCAAUCACAGGUGCUUUUCUGUAAGCAUAAGCAUUAACAAUUAGCAGCAAAAAGUAAACUGAUGAGAGAAAUGGUUAUGUUACUGUGGUGGUUUUUUUUGUUCAAGGUGAAGAUACAGGUCAUAUCUGUAUUCUUGUUUGUUUGUUUUUUGUUGUUUUUUUUUUAUUUUAUUUUUAUUUUUUUUUUAAUUUUAUAGAUAAGCUACUUUUUCCUGUAUCAAAUGUUUUCCUAACCUUUAUGUUUUAGUUUAAGUAUGUAAGUAAAUUAUUUAUCAUAUUGACAUGUAUAUUGCAGUACAUGUAGAAUGAUUAUGUUGAUAAUUCAUGAACAGCUAGACACAGCCCAAAGGACCUAUUGGAAUAUUCAUCAUGAAAAAGAAAUGCAAUGACUAGGUAUAAAUGGAAUGAGACACUGUCAGUAGUACGGAGUUUGAUUUUAGGUAUAAAUGGAAUGAGACACUGUCAGUAGUACGGAGUUUGAUUUCCUCUCAUAUCUUUGUUUUAUUUACAAAGUGUGCAAUUUUCCAUGUAAAAUUACAGCAAGAAAUAGAACAUAUUUAUCCAUUUUAAUCACUGCUUCAACCUUGUAUUGUCUGCUUUCUACUACUGGUGGGGAGGGGGGGGGGUUCAUGUACCUUAAAAAAGAUGUGAUGCUUAUUCAAAAAUCAAUGUUGAUAUAUAGAGGUCAAUGUUUAUCUCAAUAUCUGCACUAUGUAGUACAGGUAUGUGUAAAUGUUGUUUAAAAGAAGAAAUUUUUUUUUUAAUUGGAACAUGUAUGGGGAUUGCCGCCAGCUGUAAUGUAUGUCCAUCUUCAUGCCCUGCAAUAUUUUGGAAAAUGGUGAUAAAAAUCCCACAUACCUAGAAACUGGCUAUUGGUAGAGUGUUUGUCCAUUAAAUAAAUUUGGAUUUAUCUGCAGAUAGAAUUUUCAAAAGACAAGCUUCACAUUGCAUAGGACACAUGCAUUUGUGAUAAACAUGAAUUUGACAGUAGCUGUUUGUGUACAAAUAUAUGUGUGUGUCUCUUCAUUAUCAGAUUUUUUCCUUUAAACCCUUUGCGUUAAACCAGAAUAUUGGUGGUGCUUGCAAAAUUAAACUUGAAUUUUUAUUUUUUUUUAUUGUCUAUGAUGGGAUAUGCUCCAUAGACACUUGUUCAAACAUGUCUGCGUUGUUAUUAAAAUUUUGUACAGUUUUGUUUAAUAUUUGUAAAUCAAUGUCCUUAGGAUGCCUCUCUCUAUAUAUACUAUAGAUAUUUUUGAUUGUUGAGAUUUUUUGUUGGUCAAUAUAUAAAUGGCAGAUACCAAAUAUCUUGAUUUUUUAUAUAAUCAUACAAAUAUGCUCAUCCAGACGUAAAUAUUGUUUGUUUAUGCGUUGAAAUGCGUACUAGAAUAUGAAAUGUAAUUUUUAAUAUAUCUGUUUAGUGUUUGACUAAUACAAUGCUUGAUUAAAUAAACUCUUGUUUUGAUUUAAGUAUCAGAUAUGAUGGGGUCUCGAGAGAGAUCUCCUGAAGAAAUCAUUGUGUAUUAUGAUUGUGUUGAAACUUCAUUGUUUAUAUAUAUAUAUAUAUAUAUAUAUAUAUAUAUAUAUAUAAACAAUGUUAUUGAGAUUUAAUUUGUGUAAAUUGUGUAAUAAUUACUCGGUAAUGUUAACGUUAUGAAUUCCUCCGUUACCAAAUAAAUAUUUCACGAGUCUG